Molecule: messenger RNA, 648 nt
Organism: Musca domestica (house fly)
Lineage: Eukaryota; Metazoa; Arthropoda; Insecta; Diptera; Muscidae
Product: trafficking protein particle complex subunit 2-like protein
Exons: 5
Coding region: 87-506 (139 amino acids)
Biological process (GO): endoplasmic reticulum to Golgi vesicle-mediated transport
Cellular component (GO): TRAPP complex; cytoplasm; nucleus
Source: RefSeq, a predicted model, not a curated record
UCUUUUCAGUGUUGCUGUUGUUGUUGUUGGUACUUUAUUGGUACUUCUGCUGGAAUAAACAGACUUUGGAGACAGAAAGCUGAAGAAUGGCUGUCUGUGUGGCUGUUAUUGGCAAGGAUAAUUCUCCUUUGUACUUGUCUACGACCGAUAUGGACAAGGAGUUGGAAUUACAAUACCGCGUACAUGCAGCACUAGACGUCAUUGAAGAGAAGUGUCAGGUCGGUGUAAAAGGAACACCAGAGACAAAGGAAUUAUAUUUGGGUCUACUGUAUGCAACGGAGACGCAUAAAAUAUACGGCUUUGUUACCAAUACAAAAGUCAAAUUGAUUUUGGUUAUUGACUCUGGAAACAUAGCUCUACGGGAAAAUGAAGUACGGGCGAUGUUUAGGAACCUUCACAUUCUUUAUACGGAUGCCGUUUGCAACCCAUUCUUUUUACCCGGAGAACAGUUAAUUUCAAAAAAAUUUGAUCGCGCUGUACAGAAGCUUAUGAGUGGGAAUAUUUAAAUGUAAUUUAUUUUAUUUUAUAAAUUAUAACUGUAGUUUAAACAUGUACUAUUCUGUUCAUUUUUUAUUGUUAAACUGUGAAAGUUACAAUGUACUGCUAAAAUAAAUAACGUUCAUACGAGCUGGGCCAUUCCAUUACAAA